AGAUAUUGGAUAUUGGAUAUUGGAAUCAGGGCAUAAAUACCUUCGCGAUCUUACAAAAAAUUCAUCUGCAUUCGAUUUCGUAGUUAAAAGUGACUACGUUAUAGCUAACGUCGAAUAGUGACUGUAUUGGAUGACCGACAAAAUGUAUGUCAAACUGUCCCGAACGUAAACUCAUUAAUAAAAUUUCAGUCUAACUGGAAGUUUAGAUUAUGAAAAUGACAAUCACUAGAUGGGUUUGAUACUUACAACAAUAUCGCUCAAUAGUUCUUAUUAAUAGGCAGAUUGAUGGUCGCACAAGGCGUGUUAUGCUGUUUUGAUACUUCACUUCGGUUCGUUAUUAUGGAAUGUCAGUCUCAUGUCCAAAUUACUCAACCAUUGUAGUGCAAAGUAGUUGCGUAUUACAGUUGCCCUGUUCAUACUAUUCCUUGGACAAGUUUUUUAAUUCUUAUCCCCACAAGCAACUAAAUUUAUAAAACUGUUAUCUGACAACAUUUGAUAGGUAUUGAUUUUAUUAUUUUUAGUAUAAAAUGUAUAUUGCUACAGAUCUGUGGUUUCGAGCACAGUGAUGAUAGAUUUAUUGCUGUCUCCACCUUGAAAUGCCGACUUCAUUCAUUUGGACGCGUUCUAAGAAUGGCAUCCCUGAGACUACUACGUUGGGUGUUAUUAUUAUUAUUAUGUAGCAUUACAGUAAGAAAUAAAGAUGUGUAUGAUUAGCAUAUGUUUGUCCACCCAGACUUCUCGGUUGGUUUUAGAGAGAUAACAGGACUAAGUAGUUUGAGAUGUUAUUAGAUAUGGUACAGAGUCCAAGCUGAUGGUAGUUCUUCAGAAUUCUAUUCAUUUCUUUCUGAAUAUGAAGAAACCUUAAUUGUGAAAAAUGUUUGUUGGUUAUAUCCUUAAUUCAAUUAUUCUUAUUUCUGGUUAUGGAUUUUAUAACUUCUUUUCUUCAUAAUGUCAUCACUUUAUUUAUAUGGGGCAUAUUUCUAGUGUCUUACUGUACGAGUGUGUGUGGUAUAAAGGAGUAAGAUAAAAUGUUAUUUAUUGAGGUUGGAUUGUCGGUUACUAAGAAUGUCACUCGCAUUGUUUUAAUCGUGGGAUUAAUUUCGCUCUAUGCUAGUUACUCUUAAUGGUGACAAAGUUUUCACUCAGUUUAAGGGGAUCAGAGAAAGCUGCGAAUAUAGGAAAACCACAAUUAUUUCGUUCAGAAUCGCUAUCUUAUUGCAAUUUUGGUCUGAAAUCUGGAUCAUUUAUACCACAGGCUGCAACUUCGAAGCUGUUCUAUGUUGUAUUGAGUGGAGCUAUUAAGUGUUCUACCAUUAGCUGUUUAGACUAUUGAAUUACCGUGUACAAACUUUCUUCAACAGUCUUCCUAUAAGGAUAUCUGUAAAUUUAUGGCACUGAUAAAUUUGACAAGACCAGUUUUCUUUUUAAUCGUAAUAUUAUCUCAGAUUUCUAAAAAGCGUGAGAACAUCAAAAUUUGAUCCUAUUGAUUUUGAAGUGCUGAUUACAUCUGAUGUAAUUGUUCUGUGGUGCGAUUAAGACUUAAUUGGAUACUUUAUUGCAUAUUGUUGACAUGUUUUCCGAUAGCAUACCCUCAAUCUUAAGAAGUAUUAGAAUGAUAAGUAGGUCAUUGUCGAAUCAAGGAAAAUUGAACAACAAAGUUAGAUAUGUAGUACGAUUUUUCUACUCUUGAAGAGGUACUUUGUGGUAGUACUUCGUUAUUGUGGUUAGUUUCAAUUCUAUACCAUUUCAUUUUUUCAGCGAUAAAGAGUGUGAUUCAAUAUCAAAAACCUACGAAACUCAUGGAUUUCGGAAACGAACAACAGAUUUCACCCAGGGUCUAUCAACUAGCCCAGAUAAUUUACCGGGAGUUUGAAGUUAUGAAAAAGGUCUUUGGUGAAUCUGCGUACGGGAGAUUGGUACCUAUUGUUAUUGGUAUUCUAGAAGAAAUGGACCUCUUGACUUCGGAUAGGCAAAAAUUGGAUCUUGAUUUAAAUCUUUUGACUGCCGAAAAGAAUGAUAUUUCUACGCAAUUGUGUCGUCAAAAGGAACUUUACUCAGCUGCAAAAAGACAUAUUCACUGUCUAGAAGAUGAGCUGCUUGGUAUAAAAAAAGAAACAGACAAGAAGUUUGAAGAACUAGAUGAGAAACUGAGACACUAUCGACUUCUUGUCAAGAAUGCUGAUGACCAUAUUUUUAGAUUGGAAGAAAGGGAACAAGACCUUAGGUCAGAAUUAUCUGCACAAAAUGAAAGAUAUACUAAAUUACUUAAAAUUUAUGUGGAUUACAUAGAAACAAACAAUUUAUCUAUGUCAAAUAACGUUGAAUCAGGAAAUGUAUGCGUUAGUCGUGGAACGGAUGGUGAAUCAAAUGAGAUGGUAUUGAAAUCGAUUGUUAAUCCAAACUCCAUAAAUGAAGAUCGUAAUCAAAGUUCGCUAGAAUCGGGCAACAUUUUGAACAAAACUUCUGGAAACCAUGAUAUUCCAACUUAUGGAAUUGACGUAACACAAUCUGGACUUGAUGUGAACUCUUCGCACUCGCUUGAUAGUUCUCUAAAGUCAAAUAAUCGUACCGCUUCCUUUAUUGACAUUUAUGAUGAUAUUGUAGAUUAUGAAACAGCUUUGGAAUCAACUCCUGCCACGGGGACUGAAGAUGUUGAAGAAAAUGAAUCUCUUGAUGUUAAUGAACCUUCUGUAGGUAUGAUAAAAGAAGUUGAAAAAUUAAUCAAAGAAAACACUGAUCUAUAUGAAACAAAGAAUGCUUUAAAUAUUUUAAAAGAUGAUUUAAUUAAAAAACUAGAUGAAGUAACUGGUGAGAAAUCUAUGUUAAUUCAAGAAAUACACGCUAUACGUACUAAUAGAGAUGAAAUUAAAUCUGAAGCCAGUCGUUUAUCACGUCUAGUUUACGAAUGUCGUGAUCAAAUAUCCAGUUUAACUGCACGUCUUAAAAUUUAUGAAGAUGUCAAUGAAACUGAUCACCGUUCAUCUCGAUUAUCAAUAAAUCAGUCGAAAUCCUGUUGGACAUUAAAUACAAAUGAUACAGGUUAUACAUCAUCGAAACUGCGUAAUAAAUCUGUAGAUGAUUUGAAUAGUGUUUUACCAUUGGGUGAUAUAACUAAAAUUGAAGAUGAAAACGAUUUACACGCUACCCAUAAGAAAACAAAGAGUCAGGUACCGAAGCUCGGUGAAGCUUGUUUUACUAAACGAGAAAUGGCUCGUGUGAUUGCAGAACGUAAUACUUAUAAAGAGAAAUUCUUGGAACUACAAGAUGCACUGCGUUUAAUGGAGAGAUUGCGUGCUGAUCAUAAUUCUCAUUUACAAGUUCCGACAGGUGCCAGUUUUGAACGUUGGGUACCAAGAUCAUUAUUUUCAACUGUCCAAUCUGGUUUAACAGGAUUAUUCUCAAAUUUUGAUCAGGUUAUUCCUUUAGCCUCUGCUUUACCGUCAGAAGCUCAAUGUCUUGGUCCAUACCAAUUGAAUGAUUCUAGCUACUCCCGGUCACAAGGUUCUCACAAUUUAUCAACUGAAUUUAUCCAUUCUUCAUGUGAUAGACGAAGGAAAUCUACUGGAUUGAGAAGCAUGUUUAGCAAAUUGUUCGGUUAUGCUGAUUCAAACACCAUCACCGUUGGUCAUGAUUUGGCUGCCAGUUUAGAUAAUCAAUCCUUAUUUAGCGAAUCUAUAUCCAAAUCACAGGAAUGUAACUCUAAUUAAACUCUCCAUGAUUUAUACUUUGACAGAAUAUAAGUAGUAUAUUGGAAUAAUUCUUGAGCUGUUGAGGUUGAUUAUCGGCGAAAUCUCUUUGACCAAAUUAGAAUCAUAAUUCUUUUUAGAAACUAUAAAAACACCAUAACAUGUGAUAAUAUUAUUGACGUGGUUACCAAACUGUAAUAUGUAUUUUCUAUUUUACCAAUUAACUUACCUUGUUCUCUGUUAUAUACAUCACCGUAUCAUUAUCAUCCAUUAUUUUAUCCUACACUUCACUUACAUUUGCAAAUUCGAAUAAAAAUCAAUGUAAAUUUUUUCCUAACAUUUGACAGCUAGUUUUUUGACUGUUAAAACUGAUUAUAUCGUUAUCGUCGCUAGCACAUAUUAUGGUACUUACUCUGUAUGCUUGUCGAUGAAGAUGUUAUUUGUCACGCCUUGAUUUUUGUUCUCUUCACUUCUUUGUCUUUCAUAACUUGUCAUAAUUUGGUCGCUGUAUUUUUCUAAUUGAAAAAUAUGAUGUUACUUGUUAACCGACUUGUGUAUAGCUAUAAAAAUCAGCUUGAUUGAUUAUAUCAGUUGUACUUUUAAAGUAACAACACAUAUAGCAGAAGAACUAGCAUUAACUGCAUUCUUUAUUUUUCUAUAUUAUUUAAAAGUUCUGUUCUACCUUCCUGUGAAAUAUCUGCAUUAUUGAUUUAUUGUCUUUUUUUGAGAAGACGGAAUUCGCCUUAUUUCGUAAUUUCUAUGAAAAAUGAAAGAAAAACAAAAUUUAAUUUAACAAUUUUAUCCAGUUAGAUUAUUAUUAUUAUUAUUAUUAU
Molecule: messenger RNA, 4519 nt
Organism: Schistosoma turkestanicum
Lineage: Eukaryota; Metazoa; Platyhelminthes; Trematoda; Strigeidida; Schistosomatidae
Source: the annotation of a GenBank genome assembly